GGCCUGUUUCCCACGGCUGCCUGGGCCAGGCUGUGGGUGGCUUAGAGAGGACUGCUGACGGGCUGGGCUAGGGGGGGCGACAGAGAGAGGGCGCCAGGGGACCGAGGAGGCCGCAGGCCAAAGCCAGUGAUUGAGUGGCCCAGAGCAGAGGUGCAGGGAGCUGGCCGGCUCUUGGAUCCAGUCGAGCAGUGCGGUCUGGCCCGCCCACAACUCUCAUUCUUCUCUCCGCUUCCCAGUCCGGCCAGCCCUCAGUUUACGUCUCCGCCUGCCCGGCGUCAGCCCCGCCCUUCCUCUCCUAGUGGGUGCUCGGAGGCCCCUACUGGGCCUCCCCACUCCGAGCCGCGAACUGUCGGGUCCCUCGGCUUCUCCAGCACUGCUGGACUUAAGUGCGCUAAGGAAGCGCAUGGCGGCGGUGGGGCCGCGGACUGGCCCCGGCUCCGGGGCCGAGGCGCUGGCACUGGCGGCAGAACUGCAGGGCGAGGCCACAUGCUCUAUCUGCCUGGAGCUCUUCCGCGAGCCGGUAUCCGUCGAGUGCGGUCACAGCUUCUGCCGCUCCUGUAUCGCGCGCUGUUGGGAGCGCCCCGGCACAGGAACGACCACAGUGCCGCGCGCGCUGCCUUGUCCGCUGCCCUGCCCACAGUGUAGAGAGCCCGUGCGUCCCGGCCAGCUGCGGCCCAACAGGCAGCUGGCCUCAGUGGCCACGCUGCUGCGGCGCUUCAGCCUGCCUGCGGCCGCGCCAGGAGAACACCGGCCCCCGGAGGCGGCGGUGGCCGGGUGCGUACAGCAUGGUGAACCGCUCAAGCUCUACUGCCAGGACGACGGACGUGCCAUUUGCGUGGUGUGCGACCGCGCCCGCGAACACCGCGCGCACGCAGUGUUGCCGCUAGACGAGGCUGUGCAGGAAGCUAAGGAGCUCCUGGAGUCUAGGCUGAAGGUCUUGAGGAAGGAUCUAGAAGACUAUGAGGUGUUUCGUUCCACGGAAGAGAAGGAGAGCAAGGAGCUCCUGAAGCAGAUGGCAGCUGAGCGAGAGAAGGUGGGUGCAGAGUUCCAGGCUCUGCGGGCCUUCCUGGUGGAGCAGGAGGGCCGGCUCCUGGGCCGCCUGGAGGAGCUGUCACGGGAGGUGACACACAAGCAAAAUGAGAACAUAGCUCAGCUUGAGGGUGAAAUCACCCAGCUCUCCAAGCUCAGCAGCCAGAUCCAGGAGACGUCUCGAAAGCCUGACCUUGACUUUCUCCAGGAAUUCAAAAACACACUAAGCAGAUGCAGCAAUGUGCCUGGUCCCAAGCCAACCACAGUCUCUUCUGAGAUGAAGAAUAAAGUCUGGAAUGUUUCCCUCAAGACCUUUGUCUUAAAGGGGCUGCUCAAGAAGUUCAAAGAGGAUCUUCGUGGAGAGCUAGAGAAAGAGGAGAAAGUGGAGCUGACCUUGGACCCCGACACUGCCAACCCCCGCCUCAUCCUCUCUCUGGAUCUUAAGAGCGUGCGCCUUGGACAGCGGGCGCAGGACUUGCCCUGCCACCCACGCCGCUUUGACACCAACAUGCGAGUCUUGGCGUCCUGUGGUUUCUCCUCCGGGCGGCACCACUGGGAGGUGGAAGUGGGCUCCAAGGACGGCUGGGCCUUUGGCGUGGCGCGAGAGAGCGUGCGCCGCAAGGGCCUCACGCCCUUCACCCCUGAGGAGGGCGUCUGGGCACUGCAGCUCAACAGCGGGAAGUACUGGGCAGUGACUAGCCCUGAACGGACGCCCCUCAGCUGUGGCCACCUGUCCCGCGUGCGGGUGGCUCUGGAUCUAGAGGUGGGGGCCGUGUCCUUCUACGCUGUGGAGGACAUGCGCCACCUCUACACCUUCCGCGUCAACUUCCACGAGCGAGUGUUCCCCCUUUUCUCUGUCUGCUCCACCGGCACCUACUUGCGAAUCUGGCCUUGAGAGUCUUUGGCCUCCCAGAGAGGGUGAAUCAGUCCAGGGUGAAUACCUCCUCAUCCCGGCUACCCAUGGGAAGCAAUGCUGCCCUCUGUCGGAGCCUCCUGGUUACUGCGGGCCUGCCUUCCAGAUUGGCCCCGGGCUGCCUUGGAGGGGCUCCUGCAGAUCACAACAUUGGAGACAGAAAACGGGCGAUUGUGGAAAAGGGUUCCGUGGUCAACUGAGUAGAAGAGAAGAUGCCUUGGACCCUUUGCGCCUGUCCUCUGCCUGUUGUCGACAUGUGGAUUUAGCCUGAGCUGUGAGGACUUGGAGGUGGGUGAGGACAGGAGCCCAGCUAUUGACAGAGGUGUUUCCCAUCACUGGGACUUUCUACCUGGACUUGGCAGGGCCUCUGGUUCUGGAGCAAUAGCAAGUACAGUGCUGUCUUCAGGUGCAAGGGGGCAGAUUCAGGCCCAGCCAGCCAAGUUCAUGACCACUUCUGCUUUGCCUUCUUGUCAGCUUCUAGCUCUGCCUUCAGACGCCUGGAUCCACCUGGCCUGAGGUCAUUUACUCAGGGAGGAGCACUGUACUCCCAGGUCAGAGAACAGCUUGGGACAGAACUGAAAGGAGAUUCUUGACCUGUACAUGAGAGGAAAGCCCAGGACAAUGGCAUUUAUCAUGGCUACCUUCCAAUACCCCUUAUGAUACAGAGUGAUAUGUACAUCCUCUGCCACAGUGACAGCCAUGUGUUCUCACACAUGCCUAAACCCCUUUUAAACGCCAAAGUAUAGUCUCCCUUGAGUAAGGAGACCAAAGGCUAUGGGAUUUUGAAACACAAAACAACACUUAUAAUUUUACAGAUGCAACUAAUAUCAGCAUGGGAAUGCACAGAGCACAAACAUGCCCCUGAUAUAGCCUUCCUGGAACUUGUCAAAUGUGUGCCAACAGCAGAGGACCCUGGUGCCAGGGUCUGCUCAGCCUGUGCCCUGGUGGGGUGUUAUUCCCUUGGCUAAUUGUUCCCAAGCUUCUGUUUGGGUGGGCUUCUGGGAGGGGGUUUUGGGCAGUUUCCUGUUUAGUGGUACCCAGGGAAGGGGGAUGAGGAGAUGGAAAUACAAACUCUGAGCUCAUUUCUAGGAUGGCUUAGCUCAUUCUUGACCCCUCCAGUCUGAGUGCAAGAGCACAAGUAGUAGUGAAGGUUUCUGCUAGACUGGGUGAUCAGGCGUGUUUAAAUGUCUGAGGAAUGUGUGCAUGUAUGUUUAUAUCUCAGAUUGAGGGGGCAGGGGUUUGUGUGGAUUUUGGAGAGCAGUUUUAUCAGCACAUGCGUAGGUUUAGGUAUUGCAAACAGACCUGGGUCAAUUUGGUAAUACCCUAUUUUUCAUUUGUUGUUAAAUAUUAGCCACUCCACAUUUAGGUGAGGGUCAUGAUUUUCCUCCCCCACUACCUAGCUAACUGGCUAGAUGAAUCUGUUUAGACAGAUAUGUUGGCAUGUAGGGACAGUGACAAUUGAAUAACCUGGUCUGCAAGUGUCAUGGGGUUUCUGUGCUCUGUCCCUGAGAUGCUCCAAGCACACUUUGAAUACAGGGGUCUUACAGGGCAGGCAUGACACUGUUCUAGAGGCAGACACAGCGGACAUAGCACCAGGAAAUCUGAAUCCAAUGUCCUAUGGGCCUGGGUCAGGAUCAUAUAAGUGUCCAGCCUACAGUAUAAUUGUAUCAUUGCAGAGGGUGAAUCCUAUGUUGUGUUCAUAUAUGGAGAAGUUCUAGAACACUGCAGCCAAUCCAUAUAUUUGAAUACUACUCAUUUCCACAAGGACCCCCCCCCCUUUAUUUUAACACUCACUUGCUAAUUAAAUCGCCUAAUGUUAUCGUCAAGCCCUGGUAUUAUCUGGGCUUAUAUGGCUUUUGGACUGAGUAUCACAGUUACCUUUAAGGUCACAUAACAACUGUGCUGAAGUAUUGCAACACAUAUUACAGGUCACAGAAGGUGGGUGUCUGGUGGAGGUGCCUGUAGGGCCAGGUCUGGGGACUGUACGAGUGGCUGUCUGUGUGUAUAUUUUCAGCUUUUGUGUUUGUGAAUGUGAUUGUGUGUCUAUCGAAGUAUGUGUUUGCAGAGUUAAUAACUACAUAGACAUCUAUAUAUCUGAAGAAAUAUAACAACAGUUACAGUAACAAUCACA
This is a messenger RNA of Leopardus geoffroyi (Geoffroy's cat), 4073 nucleotides long. It is a transcript of the gene TRIM7, whose product is annotated as tripartite motif containing 7. NCBI's taxonomy places the organism in Eukaryota, Metazoa, Chordata, Mammalia, Carnivora, Felidae. Gene Ontology annotation, molecular function: zinc ion binding; protein binding. Bases 404 to 1924 code for a protein of 506 amino acids. The record is from RefSeq and is a predicted model, not a curated record. The transcript has 8 exons.